AUGUACAGCAUGUCGAAAUCCACCAUCUCCACAAUUUUACAACGAAAAGAUUUGUAUAAGGCAGCUAGUGUUGCUAAAGAUGUUAUUCAAAUUAGUAAGUCACAAUCAACAGUGUUAAACGAGGUAGAAAAGCUAUCAUUAGUGUGGAUAAACGAAAGGCAGAUGGCCGGUGAUAGCCUAUCUGAGUCUAUCAUUUGUGAAAAAGCUAGGGCUAUAAAUGUAGAUCAGUUAAAGGAUAAGCCAUCAACAAGUGAUAGUGGUGAAACAUUUCGUGCCAGUAAGGGUUGGUUUCACAAUUUUAAAGCGAGAACUGGGAUUCAUAGCGUAGUUAGGCAUGGUGAAGCAGCCAGCGCUGAUAAAAGGGCUGCCAAAAAUUACAUACACCACUUUGAAAUGAUAACACAGAGAAAUGGCUUCUACUCUCAUCAAGUUUUCAACUGUGAUGAAACUGGGCUUUUCUGGAAGAAAAUGCCCAGGAGAACAUACAUUACCCAGGAAGAGCAGAAAAUGCCUGGCCACAAGCCUAUGAAGGAUAGGCUAACCUUACUGUUAUGUGCCAAUGCGAGUGGUGACCUCCAGAUAAAGCCUCUCUUGGUUUAUCACUCUGAGACCCAUAGAGUGUUCAGAAAACAUACAGUCAUGAAGAAUAGGCCAGGGGUCAUGUGGAGAUCUAAUGCAAAAGCCUGGGUAAAAAGAGUGCUUUUUCUUGAGUGGAUCAGGGAGGUUUUCUGUCCUACUGUUAAGAAAUAUCUAGAGGACAAAGGCUUACCACUCAAGGCUCUACUCAUCAUGGACAAUGCGCCUGCUCAUCCAAGAGACUUGGAAGAAGAGUUGGCUGAAGAAUUCCCAUGGCUUACAGUACUUUUCCUCCCACCUAAUAAAACUCCUCUACUGCAGCCUAUGGACCAGCAGGUUAUAGCUAACUUUAAGAAGCUAUACACCAAGGAACUGUUCCAGAAGUGCUUACAGAUGGUCUCAGAUACAGAUUUAACUCUUACAGAGUUCUGGAAGAAACAUUACAACAUCCUUUCCUGUGUGAGGUUAAUAGAGAAAUCAUGGGCCAAUGUCUCUCUAAGGACACUAAGAUCUGCCUUGAAGAAAGUGUGGCCUAAAAUAAUAGAGGAGAGAGACUUUGAAGGCUUUGUAGAGGAGCCUGAGUCCGCAACUGACCCUGUGGUUGAUGACAUUGUUGUAUAG
This is a messenger RNA of Polypterus senegalus (gray bichir), 1197 nucleotides long. RefSeq names its product tigger transposable element-derived protein 1-like. The record is from RefSeq and is a predicted model, not a curated record. Gene Ontology annotation, cellular component: nucleus. The transcript has a single exon. NCBI's taxonomy places the organism in Eukaryota, Metazoa, Chordata, Cladistia, Polypteriformes, Polypteridae. Bases 1 to 1197 code for a protein of 398 amino acids. Gene Ontology annotation, molecular function: DNA binding.